Molecule: messenger RNA, 2494 nt
Organism: Sabethes cyaneus
Lineage: Eukaryota; Metazoa; Arthropoda; Insecta; Diptera; Culicidae
Gene: Acox3
Product: peroxisomal acyl-coenzyme A oxidase 3
Exons: 5
Coding region: 117-2408 (763 amino acids)
Biological process (GO): fatty acid beta-oxidation using acyl-CoA oxidase; lipid homeostasis
Cellular component (GO): peroxisome
Molecular function (GO): FAD binding; pristanoyl-CoA oxidase activity; fatty acid binding
Source: RefSeq, a predicted model, not a curated record
CGAAUACGCUUUCAUUUGUUCUCAUUGUAUUUCAUUCAGCAGACUGAUCCAGUGCAAUAGCGUAUUAGGUUUAUUAUUUUCAGUCUUGUUACCAAGCUUAGCACAAUCUUAUAUCAAUGGUUUUAAGAAUUUUGAUAAAAGAAAUAGCAACUAAUCGAGAUAACAUUAGACGCGUUAUCAGUAAAAGCAAAGUUCAGCUAAUCGGCGGCUAUUACACUUGCAGGAGGUUGGUACAAGUGCGAAAGCUGUGUUCAUCGGUUAAUUCAGAGCGAGAAGCAGAGGAAAACAACGUCAUGGUCGAGUUUAACACUAUCAACCAGCCUUCCAAGCACGCUGAUUUGCUUAAUAAUGCCGACUACUUCCCCAAGAUGCCAAGUAGUGGCCCGCUGGCCAAAUACCGCCAACAAGCGACCAUCGACUGGCGUAAGGUUAGGCUAGCAUUAAACGAUGAGGCUUCUCUAGAGCUGCAACACAAGGCUUGGGAUUUCAUUCAGAACCACCCACUGUUUACUCGUCCCAACCGUACGCUUACGAUGGAUGAAAGUCGACAUUUGGCAACGAAACGGAUGUACGUGAUGCAUGAUGCAAAUUUAUUCGGUAUCGAUAAACUACUCGAGCGACCGGAUUUUAUGGGUUUUUUCAAUCACGUGCUGAUGGCAUAUGAACCAAGUUUUGUGAUCAAACUAUCGCUGGGAUUCGGUAUGUUUUCCGCUGUCAUUCAAGCACUUGAUGUUGGUCGUCUGACGCAUCUCAUUGAGCAAAACCAGCGAGGAGAGAUCUUGGGAGCUUUUGGAUUAACAGAAAUUUCACAUGGAACCAACGCUAAGGGAAUGCGCACAACAGCUACUUACGAUACCAAAAACAAGGAAUACGUGUUGAACACGCCAGAUUUUGAAGCUGCCAAAUGCUGGAUUGGAAAUUUGGGAAAAACCUGUACACAUAUGGUUUGCUACGCACAGUUGUACACCGAAGACGGAAAACAUCAUGGCUUAAAUGCGUUUGUAGUUCCAAUUAGAGAUACGAAAACAUUGAAUGCUUAUCCUGGAGUAAUUGUCGGUGAUCUUGGAGAGAAAGCUGGUUUGCAUGGUGUAGACAACGGUUUCGUCAUGUUCCGAAACUAUCGGAUUCCAAGGGAUUACUUGCUUGCCAAAACUGGAGAUGUUACUGAAGAUGGUGAGUUCGUGUCGCCCUAUAAGGAUGAGAGUAGACGUUUCGGUGCAUCACUAGCAGCCCUCUCCGGUGGGAGAGUUGGAAUUUGCGGAAUCGCAAAUCUGUAUUUAACAAAGGCCAUCAGUAUUGCGACUCGAUAUUCUGCCAGUCGAAAGCAGUUCGGUCCGGACGACAGCUCGGAGGAGUAUCCCGUUCUCGAGUAUCAAUCGCAACAGUAUCGAUUGUUUCCUCAUCUAGCAACUGCCUUCACACUUAAGAUUUUCACCCUAUGGCUUUCAAAAGUCUACGGUGACGCUUUCAUUAAAUCAAUCAUGCAAGGUGAGCGAAACGAGCUAUUGGGAAUGGAAAUCCACGCGCUGUCAUCGGCUGCCAAGCCGGUUUGCACGUGGGCCGCUAGAGAUGGUAUUCAAGAAUGCCGAGAAGCAUGCGGCGGCCAUGGAUUUCUUAAAUUGUCGACGAUAGGAGAACUGCGAAAUGACAACGAUCCUAACUGCACCUAUGAAGGUGAAAAUAAUGUGCUCAUACAGCAAACUUCCAACUGGAUACUGAACAUUAGAUCCAAGGGCUAUGAAAAGUUUGCAGAAGUGUCACCACUUGGAACUGUAGCAUUUCUUAAAGAUACUGUGAAUAUACAAAAAUCUAAAGCAACGUGGAAAACUCCGAGCGACGCAGUUGAGAUUCAAGGUCUGCUCAAGGCAAUGGAUUGGUUGGUCGCAUACCUGUUAGAGGAAACUCACAAUAAACUUGUGGCAUUCAAACAAAACGGAAAAUCUUCCUUUGAUUCAAGAAAUGAUAUACAAACUUUCUAUGCUAGAACUUUGUCCAUAGCAUACGGAGAGCGACUAAUGUUAUUCGUAGCGGAUAAGUUCCUCAAAAAUCUUGAAGAAGGAGCGGAGAAAGUGGCUCUGACACGCUUGGUUUCUCUGUACGGUGCCAACGUAGUACUCAAGUAUACCGGAAGUUUCUACCAAGGUGGUUAUUUCAGCAAAGUUCCGAAUGCACUCAAUCUGCUGCAACAGGGUUACCUCGUGCUGUUGCCACUGAUAAAGACUGAAGCCAUUUCGCUAGUUGAUGCUGUGGCACCGCCUGAUUUUGUAUUGAAUUCCCCGCUAGGUAUGAGCGACGGUGAAGUUUAUAAGCACAUGGAGUCCGCCAUUCUACAGGCGCCGGAAGCCUUGGAACGGCCCAAAUGGUGGAUGGAUGCCGUUUAUAGGGAAUAUAUUAAGGCUAAGUUAUAACAACUGCCCAUGUGGUGAGAGUCAUUUGAACUGGUUAUUGUUUAAUGUAUGUUUGGUUAUUGGUUAAAUCGGAGGAAAGAAUAAAC